GCCAGCAAGCCCAGGGCCACACAAGGUCCCUCCACCUAUUCCCCAGCCCCUAGCCAGGGCUGCCAUGGCCUCCCUGUUCUCUGGUCGAGUCCUGAUCCGAAACAACAGUGACCAGGACGAGCUGGAUACGGAGGCAGAGCUCAGCCGCAGGCUGGACAACCGACUGGUGCUGCUGUUCUUUGGCGCUGGGUCAUGCCCCCAGUGUCAGGCCUUUGCACCUGUCCUGAGGGACUUCUUCAUUCAGCUCACGGAUGAGUUCUACGUGCUGCGGGCGGCCCAGCUGGCCCUGGUGUAUGUGUCUCAGGACACCACGGAGGAACAACAGGAUCUGUUUCUCAGGGAUAUGCCCAAGAAGUGGCUCUUCCUGCCCUUUGAGGAUGACCUGAGGAGGGACCUCGGACGCCAGUUCUCCGUGGAGCGGCUCCCGGCCGUCGUGGUGCUCAAGCCGAGCGGGGACGUGCUCACGCUCGACGGGGCCGACGAGAUCCGGCGCCUGGGCCCCGCCUGCUUCGCCAACUGGCAGGAGGCGGCCGAGGUGCUGGACCGCAGCUUCCUGCAGCCCGAAGACCUGGACGACCCAGCCCCGCGCAGCCUCACCGAGCCGCUGCGCCGCCGCAAGUACCGCGUGGAACGCGCCGCGCGGGGCGCACCAGGCCAGGGUGGAGGGGUGGAGCCCCGGGCGGAGGUCGAAGCGGCAGGCGGGGCGGGGGAACUGUUCUGA
Messenger RNA from Phyllostomus hastatus (greater spear-nosed bat), 721 nucleotides. RefSeq names its product nucleoredoxin like 1 (gene NXNL1). The coding region runs from base 65 to 721 and encodes 218 amino acids. The transcript has 2 exons. The record is from RefSeq and is a predicted model, not a curated record. Gene Ontology annotation, biological process: photoreceptor cell maintenance. Gene Ontology annotation, cellular component: mitochondrion. NCBI's taxonomy places the organism in Eukaryota, Metazoa, Chordata, Mammalia, Chiroptera, Phyllostomidae.